Messenger RNA from Striga hermonthica, 1035 nucleotides. Lineage: Eukaryota; Viridiplantae; Streptophyta; Magnoliopsida; Lamiales; Orobanchaceae. The record is from the annotation of a GenBank genome assembly.
AUGGGCUCUCUCCCUCCACCGCUCCCAUUCACGGAUGAACAAGACAAGAAUCUAUCCAAAUCGAAAUUGGACCAAGCCCAUCUGACCAACCUCUUCAAAUGCCAGCAGACCUACCUCAACUACUUCUUCCACAAUCUCGACGCCACGCAAACCCUAGCCUUCACGCAGGCCCUCCUCGACGCCCGUGGAACCAUCUUCUUCACCGGUGUCGGCAAAUCGGGGUUCGUGGCCCAGAAGAUCUCGCAGACCCUCGUCUCCCUCGGCGUCAGAUCCGGGUUCCUUCCCCCCGUCGACGCGCUUCACGGAGACAUCGGCAUCCUGUAUCCCGGCGACCUGCUGGUGCUUUUCAGCAAGAGCGGGAACUCGGAGGAGCUGGUGAGGCUCGCGCCGUGCGCGAGGGCCAAAGGGGCUUACCUGAUAUCGGUGACGUCGGCGAGGCCCAAUGCGCUGAUGGGGUCGUGCGAUCUGAACGUCCAUUUGCCGCUCGAGCGCGAGCUGUGUCCGUUUGAUCUGGCGCCGGUGACGUCGACGGCCAUACAGAUGGUGUUUGGGGAUACGGUGGCCAUCGCGCUCAUGGGGGCGAGGAAUUUGAGCAAGCGGGAAUAUGCUGCCAACCAUCCAGCGGGGAGGAUUGGAAAAAGCUUGAUUUUUAAGGUGAAGGAUCUUAUGAAGAAGAAGGAAGAGCUUCCAGUAUGUAGGGAACAUGAUUUGAUAAUGGAUCAGUUGGUUGAGCUGACGAGUAAAGCAUGCGGAUGCCUUCUUGUUAUAGACGAUGAAUAUCAUUUGCUCGGUACAUUUACGGAUGGUGAUUUGAGGCGCACACUGAAAGCUAGUGGUGAAGGGAUUUUCAAGCUCUCGGUGGGCAAAAUGUGUAACAGGAACCCGAGGACAAUAAGCCCCGAUGCAAUGGCAGUCGAAGCUAUGCAAAAGAUGGAGUCCCCUCCAUCACCCGUUCAAUUCUUGCCCGUCAUUAAUGACCAAAAUACCCUCAUUGGCAUCGUUACCUUGCAUGGCUUGGUUUCUGCUGGUUUGUGA